Dermatophagoides farinae (American house dust mite) is the source of this 2592-nucleotide messenger RNA. RefSeq names its product nose resistant to fluoxetine protein 6-like. NCBI's taxonomy places the organism in Eukaryota, Metazoa, Arthropoda, Arachnida, Sarcoptiformes, Pyroglyphidae. Gene Ontology annotation, molecular function: acyltransferase activity, transferring groups other than amino-acyl groups. The record is from RefSeq and is a predicted model, not a curated record.
UCAUUUGUCCUUCUAUGAUGAUGAUGAUGAUAAAGUUAUAUUGCCCUGAAAAUAAAUGUUUGUAAAAGAAUCAUUUGCACUGAAAACAAAGUCGAUCAAGAUCAUUUCAUGAUUUGAGGUUCAUAUCAUCAUCAUCAUCAUCAUCAACAACAACAACGAUAAUCAUCAUCAUCAUGUCAUUUUUGUUGUUAUUAUUAUUAAUGGUCAACAUAUGUUUGGGUGCCACCAAUCCAUAUAAAAAUAAUGCUGAUUAUUUUAAUCCAAUAAUUCAUGAUCAUCAGAUUCAAAUUGCUAAUAAUUUUCUUUUCAAUCAUGUUCAAUCAUUGAUGAUUAAUAAUUAUCGAAAAUAUUAUCAAAUUUUAUUUAAUAAUAAUGUCAACACUAGUAGCUAUGUCAAAACUAUUAAUGAUCAAAAUUGUUUACAACUAUUAAAACAAACAUUAAUACAUCCACUUGAAACUGAAUGGUCAGCUAAAUUGAUCGAUUCUACUGGAUCUAUAUUUGGCCAUGGAUUAUUAUCUGGUACUUUUACUAGUUUUGGUGAUUUCGAUUCCUGUAUCAGUAUAGAUACUACUAGCCAUCAUCAUCAUCAUCAUCAUUUAUCAUCGAAAAAUGAUGAUGAUGAUAUCUCAUUUAUUGGAAAAUAUUGUAUUGCUACAUUACGUUUGCCAACAAAAAUCAUUUGAAGAUUUCCCUCGAUAAAUCCAACACAAAAUUCAGAAUAUUUGAAAAUUGAUGCCAACAUCAAUGAUACAUGGAAACAAUCUUUAUUGGAACGUUGGUUACAGGCCAAUGUUCGUUAUCCAAUUGCAAAUGGAAUAUGUUUACCAUCUGUUUGUGAAACAAAAUUUGUUGGCAAUAUAAUCCAGGAUGCUUUUCAACCAUUACGCGAUACCAAUUUCAACAUUGAAUUCUGUCAAACAAAACAGGAUUCAUCAUUUAAUGAUUGGUUUUUAACCAAAUACAUUUUAACCACCACAAUAAUAAUUUUAUUUGCAUUGAUUAUUUUGGCUACAAUAUUGGAAAUAUAUGGUGUUCAAAUGGAUGAUAAUGGUACAAAAUCAUUGCAAAUGAUAUCAUGUUUUUCGUUAUGUACAAAUUUUCGUUCAUUAUUUGUUAUAAAAAAACGAAUGCAAUAUCCAUGGAUCGAUGGCUGGCGUGUUUUAUUAACAUUAAUAGUUCUUAUAUCACAUGUAUCAAUCAAUCAAGGUGUAUUACAUUUAAGUCCAUUAUCACCAUUUAUUCAUUUUCCAGAUGAUUAUCUACGACAAAUGAAACAUAUAAGCAAUCGAUAUCUGGUCAAUAGUACAUGGACUAUAAAAUCAUUUUUUAUGAUGAGUGGUUUUUUAUUAGCACAAAGUUUUUUAAAAUCUAAAAAUUCACCAUCAUUUGGCCGUUAUGUAUUGGUUCGGUGGUUACGUUUUACACCUUGUUAUCUUGGUUAUAUCAUAUUAACAUUAUUGUUAGGUUUUACCGGUGCAGGACCAUUAUUUCAUGAAAAAAUUAUCGAACCAUAUUUGAAACCAUGUGUAAACAAUUUAGCAUAUCAUCUGUUAUACAUAAAUAAUUGGUUAGAUUUCAGACAAAUGUGUGGAUUUCAAACAUGGUACAUUUCCGUUGAUUUUCAACUUUAUUUACUUUCAUUCAUUGUGUUGGCAUUACAUUAUCAUAAUUUUAAUCGUUUAGCCUACAUGAUAACAUUUUUAUUCAUCAUUUCAUCAUACAUAAUGACCAUGGUCAUGUUUAUUUGGAAAAUACAUGGAAUACCGUUUUUCAUUUCACCAUUAUAUCCACAAUUACCUCUAGCUGAUCGUGGCUAUUUUUUCUAUUGGACAGCCACAUAUAAUCAUUUUGAAGCCUAUUUUACUGGCAUUACAAUCGGUGUUAUGGUCAACAAAAAAAUCAUCUUCAACAUGUCCAAGGUUUUAAUAAGAAAUCUAUUUCUAUUCAGCCAAGCAAUGUUGGCCAUCGUACCGCAUAUAUUUCCAUUAUUUUAUGUUGAUUAUCAACAAGAACGACAAUUACUUGAUUUAAUUAGCAGCUAUUCAUGGUCGGAUGCAUUGAUUAUAACCAUACCGAAUAUAUUGUGGCUUAUAUCAUUAUCAUUCAUGUUCUAUUUAUUAUCAACAUAUCCAACAAUAAUGAAAGAAAAUAUUAUUAUCAAAACAUUAUCAUCACAUUUUUUUGUACCAUUGGCUAGAAUCAGUUUUGCCAUUUAUUUGGUUCAUGUACCAUUAACAUGGUUCAUUGUACAUCAUACACGUUUUCCACAAUUAAGAAAUGAAUUCGGUACUUUUACAUUCUGUUUUCUACUCAUCAUAAUAUCAGUUCUUGCUGCAAUCAUUAUACAUAUUUUUUUCGAACUUCCUUUUACCAAAUUGAUUCAUUUAUUAUUGUAUCCAAAGUCAUCAACAACAACAACAAAACAACAACAACAACAAUGAAAAAAUCAGCGCCAAUUAAAUCAACGUACGAUAUUGUUUUGAAUAAUAAAAACAAUAACGAUGCAGCAACUUGUUUGACACAUGAACAACAACAACAACAACAACGCCCACAACAAACAGACAAUUGAAUGUUUUUUGCCAAAAAAAA